This is a messenger RNA of Drosophila melanogaster (fruit fly), 2560 nucleotides long. RefSeq lists its product as uncharacterized. Gene Ontology annotation, molecular function: nucleotide binding; transferase activity; kinase activity. Lineage: Eukaryota; Metazoa; Arthropoda; Insecta; Diptera; Drosophilidae. Gene Ontology annotation, cellular component: nucleus; cytoplasm. The transcript has 8 exons. The coding region runs from base 277 to 2361 and encodes 694 amino acids. The record is from RefSeq and is marked reviewed.
ACGACUAAGAGCUUUUAAAGCUGCAAUGGGAAACUUUUAAUUCGUCUUUUAUUUAAAGCUUAGAUGUUUUUCCUCCAGUUAGUAAUUUUUAUAUAAUGUUCUCUAUUGGUGUAGUUGUGAUUAUGAAGUUAAAUGAAGAACGAAUUAAAGGGAGAUGUAACCGAAAUGCAGAUGCCAUCUGUAUAUUGGCGCAAUAAUGACGUAACUGGUUUAUAAAUACAAUCGGAUUUUAUCACGUACAACAUCAAAACAAUUAUAUUACACUAAUAAAAAAAAAUGGAUUUAACAGAUCCAUUAUUAAUUACAAAGUCUCAGCAAGUCAACAGCCAAGAAGUUGAUUUUCAGAAAAAAACUGAGGAUACAUUUCCUUCAAAGUUUCAUAAAAAUAAAGCUAGUUGUGGACUUUUGGCUGUUAAUGAAAGUCGCUGUACAGACCAUCAAUUACAAUGUGAAAACAAUAUCGUGGGGUUGUCAUUAGAAACUCAAAUUGCAGAAAAUUCUUCAAUAAAUGUUUCGAGAGAACUUAAACCUCACGAUCACACUUUUCCGAAAGAUAAACAAACUUUUAAACAAAUAUCAGAUGAAUUAAGGAAGUCAUAUGAAAAUAUUAAUAAAGUUCAGAAUAUUAAAAAAUCCCAGUCUGUAGAAAAUUUUGAAAAAUGUUCUGAAAUAAAUUUAGCCAAUAAAUGUUUAUAUACAAAUUUAAAUACAAGUCCUAAGGAAAGAAAUGCCUUGGAUAAGCAAGCAAUGUUUAUUAAAUUUCAUUCUCUGGAAUUGUGCACUGAUAAAGUAUGUAGUCUACACAUACAUGAAAACUUUUGUACUGAUAUCCAUAAAUGCGUAGUCGAUUCCGAAUCGAAUAAGCCAAACAAAAUGAAAAAGUGCUUAGAUUAUGAAAGCGUUAAAAGGUAUCCUUGUAAAGUUUCUAAUGAACCACCUCAACAUAAUACGGCAUCAAAACCUCAAAUCUUAUAUGAGACUCGUCCUAUCUACCCGAAUGUACCGUAUAGCCCUUAUAGUACUCCUUUCAGUAGUCCUCGAUCUAGUCGACGGAAACCAGCUUUUCGGGAGUCUAGAAGGAUAUCGAUUGAUAAAUCUGGAAGUUUUCUUCAGUUAAACCAAUAUAGACUAAUGGAACAAAUUGGACAGGGAUCCUACGGACUCGUUAAAUUGGCUUACUCCGAAGAAGAUUCCACUCAUUAUGCAAUGAAAAUUCUUUCAAAAAAACGUCUCCUGCGUCAAGCUGGUCUUAUGCGGCGAGGACCUCGGAAAGCAACAUCACCUCUAGAUCGAGUUUACAGAGAAAUAGCAGUUUUAAAGAAACUUGAUCAUCCAAACGUCGUAAAGUUGGUAGAAGUGCUGGAUGACCCACUUGAAGAUUCAUUAUAUAUGGUUUUUGAAUUGGUAAAACAAGGUGAAGUUCUUAGGAUUCCAACAGAUAAUCCCUUGUCUGAAAAAAGGGCUUGGAGUAUAUUUCGGGAGUCUUUACUUGGAUUGGAAUAUUACACAAUGUUGUCUUCCUCGGCAAUAUCUUUGAAACGGAUCUUCGUGUAUACGGUGCAUCAUCAAAAAAUUAUCCAUGCCGACAUUAAGCCUGGAAAUUUAUUAUUAACUGAAUUUGGACAUGUAAAAAUAGCUGAUCUUGGCGUAUGCAAUGAGUUCCUUGGAGAUGAUGCAACAAUAAGUAAUGGAUCAACGGCUGGAACUCCAGCUUUCAGGGCUCCUGAAACUCUUAUCCCUGGACAGAACGAAUAUUGUGGCAGGGCGGCAGAUGUCUGGGCCUUAGGCGCUACUCUAUAUUCCUUAAUAUUCGGAAAUGUGCCGUUUCUAGCUGAUUCAGUACCCUUACUGUAUGAAAAAAUUAAACAAGAUUCUGUCAAAUUUCCAGAAAACCACAAAGUAACUGAAAAUUUAAAAAGUUGCAUAGUUCAAAUGUUGGAAAAGAAUCCGACGCAGAGAAUUACUAUUCCCCAGUUAAAGACUAGUAAAUGGGUAACUUCUGAUGGGGACUAUCCCUUGCCGACCGAAGAAGAAAAUUGUUGCUUGGUACAAGUAGACGACGAAGAUAUAGACUCCGUCGUGCGCAGCAUUCCUAAAUUGGACACACUUAUAUUAAUUAAAACAAUGUUAAAAAAGCAUUCAUUUGGCAACCCGUUUGUAAAAGGAUGUUCUGGAACAUCAUCAUCACUCGCGGGCUGCUCGAGGAUUGAAAGGUUCAUACGCGCAGGUCGAUCUAAUUCAGCACCUGGUUCAUAUCAUAUGUCAACAGCCAGACAGCCUUCGUCGGAUACUCUCCUGCCAUCACUAAUGGAACAUUGCUCUACUCAAUGUAAUGAAGGAACUCAUAGUUUUGAUUAUUAGAAACCGCUUGUCUAACUAUUAUUUAUAAGUAUAAGUUUUCAUAGAACAAAAAAACCAAUUUUUUAUUUUUGAAUUUGACAGUUUCCAAAAGCCAAACACUUGAAAUACUUUAAAAUAUUUAAUUAUUAGUGAUUAAAUUUAUGUAUAUUUUUUUGUGAUAAAAAUAAAUUUAGAAUAUUAUAAAGUUUUUGGGAAAAUG